This is a messenger RNA of Micropterus salmoides (largemouth bass), 1791 nucleotides long. RefSeq lists its product as uncharacterized. The transcript is spliced from 14 exons. The annotation marks the transcript as partial. The record is from RefSeq and is a predicted model, not a curated record. NCBI's taxonomy places the organism in Eukaryota, Metazoa, Chordata, Actinopteri, Centrarchiformes, Centrarchidae.
AACACAGUGAUUUAGCUGCUCCUACUGCUUUCAUAGCAAAUCCUGUUUCGCAGACGCUGUAAAGCUUUCAGUAUCAUCUCCGAGGAAUUAUUGUGGACUUCUGCAAGAUGCCACGCGGGAAAUCCCACCGUCGUGCACUCGCUGCUUCGCGCAGGGAGGCUGCGAAGAAGGCAGACACACAGAUGUUGGAGUAUCGCAGGGGGCUCCCCCCUGACUUUGUUGGAUGGGAGGGCACUGGGAUGCGCCACAGGGUUCGCAAAUGGCCUAUUUCUCCCCACACCAAUAGGCAGCACAAACUGGUCAUUCCAGCUGUUGCUCCUGGCAACAAGUUUGUUCUUGUGGUUGGAGACAGUCAUCUGCGUGCUUUCGCAGAUGACUUUGUGGCCAUCCCACCGGGAAUCCUCUCCUUUGGGUUCAUGUCUACUCCAGGCGCGUGUGCUGCUCAGCUGAGGACAGAGUUGGUGCAGGCUCCACUCCCGUGUGUUCCUGAUGUUGUCUGUGUCCUUGCUCCCAGCAAUAACCUCACCGCCAGCCGGACGUCUUGUGAGGCUGGGCAGGCCUUUCACGCCCUCCUCCGAAGUGCUUGUGAACUCUUUCCUGACGUGUUUGUCUUGGACUUUGUUCCACGUCUGACAGUUGCGCCUGACGUACAGGAAGCGUUUCGUCAUGAGUUCCACAGAGUGGCAGCAAGGAUAGGUCUCAAGUACUACUCCUAUUCUGACAAGUUCCCCCUGAACGAUCGCUCUCUGUGGAGCCGAGAUGGCAUCCACUUGAGUGACGACCACGGCAUGCUUGUCCUCACUGACGUGCUGUGGAAUGCUGCUUUGGAGCAUGUGCAGUCGUCAGCGGCUACCCAGCAGCAGCCUGCUGCUGUGCCGGCUCGUCCUGCAGUACCAUCUCCUCCUCGGGUCCGGCCACUUGUGGUUGUGCAUCAAGACGACCGUGUGCGUCGCCAGGAGAAACCUAAACCUCAUCCGGAUGUUGAUGGAUUCCUGCCAGUGGAGGGCAGGAAGAGGAAGACAUCAGGGGAAGCUUCCUCAGGUGUUUCCCAGAGGACGGCACAAGAGCAGGCACCUAUACGACUUCGCGAGUGUUUUAUCGCCCUGAAUCCUGUACGGUUUAGUGAGUCCAUGUUGGCCAGGAUGGACGUGCUUGUGCCGUCCCAUCUGCCUGGCCAUGAGGGUCUUCCUGGUCCACAAGCCAAGAGGGCCCGAUCGGGACCUCGGCCACAGCGAGUUGCCUCACAGAGGAGAUCUGCUAAACGCCAGGAGUCGGCACCCACCCGCCCGGUUUACGAGUUGGCAGAGAUGUCCCCUGACACGCCUGCUGCCUCAGAGGACCAGGUUCAGGAGCUGGCACCUUCCCUGCUGACAGAGUUGCCAGAGAUGUCUGCUGGCCAGCCUGCUGAUGUGCGUGACAACCAGGACCAGGCAGCGCCUGCCUUGGUGUACGCUAUCCCCAGGACAACACCUGCCACCGCUGAGGUUGACAAGCACCUCUGUGACGGCAAGACACACGCUGCUCCUCCACCUGUGAUCCGUGCUGCUGCUGCUGGGCCCUCUACAGGUCACGUGAGCAAUGACAGUGUCUUUUCUAUUGUUGAAGGGUCAUUUCAUCAGGGUGCUGAAUUCCUUGGUAGCAACAGAAACAAGCAGUGUGCCACAAACAGUAUUUCAGCCAUGAUGACACAUGUUAAAAAGAGCUUGCUAAUCUGGGAUAAAGAUGAUGUCGACGACAUUUUGUUUGAGGGUAAUGACAUGUACAGUUACAUGUUGCAGCAUAAUAUGAUAA